Ipomoea nil (Japanese morning glory) is the source of this 1150-nucleotide messenger RNA. RefSeq names its product putative TrmH family tRNA/rRNA methyltransferase. Gene Ontology annotation, molecular function: RNA binding; RNA methyltransferase activity. The record is from RefSeq and is a predicted model, not a curated record. Bases 137 to 802 code for a protein of 221 amino acids. Gene Ontology annotation, biological process: RNA processing. The transcript has 4 exons. Lineage: Eukaryota; Viridiplantae; Streptophyta; Magnoliopsida; Solanales; Convolvulaceae.
CGAUAAUUGGCACCUCCUGGCAGAGAGCCGCCGUGCCAACUUCCAAUUAAGCCAGUCUUCACUCUUCAGCCCUACACGGAGGCGGAGGGGCUGCAGCCACCGCGCGAUUGGAUACACAGUUUUACGCAAUAAUUAGAUGGAAAAUGAGAAGAAAAUAGAGAGCUAUGUGGUGGUGCACAACAUAGCGAAAAGGCAUAACGUGGGGACACUAGCUCGCAGCGCCACCGCCUUCGGCGUCUCUGAACUGAUUCUAGUCGGCCGGCGAGACUUCAACGCCUUCGGCAGCCACGGUUCCACCUCUCACGUUCGCUUCCGCCACUUUCACUCCCUCUCUGACGCUAAAAACUUCCUCAAGGAGAGAGAUUGUGACAUAUGUGGAGUGGAGAUUACGGAAAAUGCAAUGGCUGUGAAUCAGCACCCUUUCAAGAGGAGUACUGCUUUUCUCCUUGGUAAUGAGGGAACAGGGCUUUCAGCUAAGGAAUGUGAGAUCUGUGACUUCUUUGUUUACAUUCCGCAGUACGGGUGUGGAACUGCAUCUCUGAAUGUCACUGUGGCAGCUUCUAUCGUUCUCCAUCACUUUGGAGCUUGGGCCGGAUUCCCUGAGAGAUCUCGUGAAGGGAACAAAUAUGUCGUUGCUGAAAGACCAAGUAUGCAGGGUAAGAGAAAUUACUGCAUGGAAAGCGCGGAAUCGAUUGCUGAAGAGCGAAAACUAAAAAAGGAAAAUGCUUCAAAUGGGUUCUUUGAUGAGAUUGGAAAAGAAGAUUCUCCUUCCAACCUAUUAGAUACAUUGUUUGCUGACUAGCAAGGGAAGGGAACCCACCAGACUAUCUCAAUUAAAUUCCCGCUCACAACUUAAUCCAGUCAUCAUCUCCACUCAUUUGUUGCAGUAGAUAGAAGCCCAGAAAGUACACAAAUACAACCAUCCAUCGUAAGGGAACGGCAAACCAAGCCAUCUGGAAUCCAAGGAAAGUUUAGCUGAUCAAUGAACCGAGCUAAAGAUACCAAGAAACAAGUGUUGUAUGACAUAUGUUCUGUUGUCAAGAUUAACUUCACAGGAAAUCCUAGAUUGUUUUAGCAGUUAGAGCUUAAUUUGCUGCAGAUAUUUUCUAUCAGUUGACAUAAUUGUUUAUGAAUCCAACUUUUGCCAGUA